This is a messenger RNA of Peromyscus californicus insignis, 32670 nucleotides long. RefSeq names its product zinc finger protein 431-like. Gene Ontology annotation, biological process: regulation of cytokine production; DNA integration; virion assembly. Lineage: Eukaryota; Metazoa; Chordata; Mammalia; Rodentia; Cricetidae. Bases 29157 to 31619 code for a protein of 820 amino acids. The transcript has 5 exons. The record is from RefSeq and is a predicted model, not a curated record. Gene Ontology annotation, molecular function: RNA polymerase II cis-regulatory region sequence-specific DNA binding; zinc ion binding; RNA-DNA hybrid ribonuclease activity. Gene Ontology annotation, cellular component: nucleus.
GAUAAAGUUUUGCACUUUAUAUAAUAGUAAUAAUUUUUGUGUGCAAUCAAUCUGUUAAAGUCUUUGCAUAUUGCAAUAGUCUUUGAGUACCUGAAAAAACUAUUACUGAAAAUCUUCUUACUAUAAAGUAUUUGGUAAGAUCUUUAGUCAACACACAUUCAGUUACACAAGUGUAUUUAUUCUGGAGAAGAAAUUUUUACAGUGUCAACAACCUUUUCAAGUAUAAUGAUGUCUGUCUAUUUUGUUUGCACCUUCAAACUCAUGGGGAAAAAAGCCCUAUGAAUUUAAAUGAGAAGAUAACCCUUAGAGAAAUUCAUAUUUACCUUCAAUUACAUGAAACAGCUAGUUCAAGUGUAAAACUUUAUGGAUGUGUAUUAGUGCCUUUUCUGUGUUGUGAUAUAAUGUCUAUGUCAACUUAUAAAAGAGUUUAAUUUGGCCCUUUGUUUCAGAGGGAUAUAGGAUCACCAUGAAAGUGGUAUGAUGACAGGUGUCAGACAUGGCAGCUAAAGCAGGAGUCUAGGAUUUCACAUCCUUAACCUGCAACAUGAAGCAGAGAGUGAGAACUGGAAAUGGUGUGUGGAUGCAAAUUCUCAAAGCCUACCCCAAGUGAUAUAUUUCCUCCAGCAGGGCAGCAUUUCCUAAAUCUUUCCAAAUGAUACCAACAACUGAGAAGGAUUGAUUUCUCUGACUUCAAUCUUACAUGUUUGCUUUCUGUUACAUGAACCAAUUCAUGAUUAAGAAAAAACUCUGUAAGUAAUCCUUUAUAUGCCUCAACACCUGUGUUACAGGGAUGAAUGCUUACAAGAGAAAAACUGUCAUGAGUGAAAAUUUGUUUUUUUUAAGAUUAGUUUUAAUUAUAAUUAUGUGAUGUCAGUGUUUGUGUGGGUAUGUGUGCUACAGAAUGCAGAAAUAUGAAGUAGGAAUUCAGCUGACUAUGGCAAAGCUAUUAGCUGGAAGAGUCAAGGAUUUUUCCAGAGAAAGCCAAGACUCAAGGAGUAUUGGUAUUAUUUGGUUUUUGAAUAUAACAGCUGUUUUCUGCUAUGAAUUUCAGUGUGCACUAUUAUAGAUUUCCCAAUUGAUUCUUUUUUCUAAGAACUUCUAAACAGUGUGGAUUGAUCAUUCUUUGGGCAUAUACAAUUAAGAUACUUGGAUGACAGUCACACAGGCAAGGCUUCCUUCUUCUAGGCUUUUUGUUUCUCUUUUUUAUCAUUUAGAAUCAAAUAUCUCCUCUAGCUAUCAUCCAAGGCCAGGGCCAGCUCUGGACAAAAGCAUUUUAUCUGACAUACCUCUCAAACAGCCAAGGAUAAAUGACAGACAGAAUAAGCAUUCCAGACCACCUGCUAGUCUCCUGAAUUAAGGUAAAUAUCCAUAUGGAGACACCACCUAGGCCAGGUGGAUGUUAGGUACAUAGCUUUGUUUCUUGUGCAAAUUAAGCUCAGACCCUCCUUUCUUACACAGCCUUAGUGGUAUCUAGAACAAAAGGGCUUUUUGCAUACCAGGUACAUCAUGCUGUGACACAGCUGUCUAGAUGCCCCUGCCCUGCCAGAAAAUGGUGCAGCUGAGUUAUACUGAGAAAGAUAGAGCCCUAAAGAAAUAUAGGUGGUUUUAUCUUACUCAUGAUUUAUACUAACAGUGUAGACUCCUAACAUUUUUUUCUAGCCACUUCUAAGAUUAUAGUUUGAAGAUAUAAAUUCCCUUUUCAGUAUCUCUCAACUGAUUUCAGCCUUCAGUUGACACCACCUCCUUUAAUCACUCUCCUUUGUGUUGUAAAUGAAACUGUCAAUCACUGUUCUUUGGGUGAAUCCAUUCAUCUCUCCUUUUGACUCCUGGAAGCUGGAUUAUGCAUGGAAAAAGACUUACUGCUUGUAAGUGUUUGCUGAUUUCUGAGACAAAGUAUUGAUUUUGUUGGAUGGCUGUUAUUGAUGAUUCAUUCAGUUCUACAGUAGAAAAGAAAUAAGUGGGACAGAAAGAAAUGAAAAGUCAGUUUCAUAGAGAAAAACAGUAGUAGAUGGUUUCAGAUGGCAGUCCAGUGGUGAAACAGAGACAGGAAUUUUCAGGGAGUUUAAUCUUUAAAGGAAAGGUUCUUGCUCUGUAUUGAAAGUUGAGAAAGAUUCCCCAAGGGUAAGAAUCCAUCCAGCUGAGCCUUCAAUUUAUGGAAGGAGUAGGCAAAGUGAUUCCUAGUCCCAGGAGGCUUCAUAUAGAGCCUGCUAAAUAUAUGGUCCAUGUGUGGCAGGAUCCAUCACAACUUAGAAGCAUAAUUCAGGGGUAUCAUCCAUGAUGUGCUGGUUCUGGAAACAAGAAAGAUGCAAAAUUUAAAGUCAUGGCAUCCUCCUCUGUGAUUUCAGUUCAGCACUGUUGCACCCAUCUAUGUUUGGCAGAGUCAGAGUCUUAGUGAGGAGACUGAGAGUUCAUUGCAAGAAACUGUGAAGAUAAAUCCUAAGUUGCAUUUUGAGACCUCAAGGUUGAGAUAACUAAACUAUGUGAAAUCUGCCACAGAGAACUGCAUAUAGUGAGUGGAUAUAACCAAAGAGAAAGAUGUAUGAAAAAUUGCAGGGAUAGGGCCAUCUAAACUCUUUGAAACUGAAGCCUUAUGUAUCUGACACAGAGCUACUGGAUUUGAUGGUUGCCCUGCGGGGUUUCAAUCUUGCCUUGGUCCCAUCUUCCCUCAUUAUAUCCCAUUCCUCUCUUUUGGAAUGUAAAUUUGUAUUCUGUGCCAUUGUGUGUUGGAAAGAUGUAACUUGUUUUCUUGUUUUACAAGAUAUCACAGUCAAGCAAUUGUCUUGAGUGUCAGAAGAGACUUUGGACAUUUGAACUGUGUAGGGGUUGUUGCAGACGAUGAGGAUCAUUAAAGUCAGGCUUAAUGCAUUUUCAUCAUGGGAUGACCUUGAACCUAUAGUGACCUGGGUCAGAAUUUACUUGAUUAGAUGAAAAGCUUCCAGAUGGGAUGAUGUAUUUGAACAUUUGUCUCUCCUUGGCAGUUUUCUUGUGGUGUUUGGGGAAACCUUUUGUAGGAGGAGGCUUUCUUGAUGAAAUUCCUCACUAGGGAUAAGAUAUGCUUGUCUAUAGCAUCUACCCAUUUUCUGUUAAUUGUAUCUACUAUUUUUUUUGUUGAAACUGAUAAGCCAGCUUCCAUCUCAUUCUGUUAUGCCUUCUCCACCAUUACAAUUUUACAUUGCGUAAUAUAAAAUUGAAGCAAUUGCUAUUCAAUUCUAAGACAUUUUGCUAUCCUGUAUUUUGCUUUUUAAAUUUAAUUGUUUUUAUUUCUUUUCUUUUCUUUUUUAAACAGGAUUUUUCUGUGUAGCUUUGGAGCCUGUCCUGGAACUCACUCUAUAGACCAGGCUGACCUCAAACUCAUGGAGAUCCACCUGCCUUUGUCUCCUGAGUGCUAGGAUUAAAGGCCAUUAUUAAAGCCAAUGCCCAGCUAUUUCCUUUUUUGAAGACAAGGUUUGUCUUCAUAGCCCUGGCUGUCCAGAAAGUACCUCUGUAUACCAGGCUGACCUCAAAAUCAGAGGUCCAAAUGAUUCUGCAUUCUGAGUACUGGGAUUGAAGGUGGGCCACACAUGCUUGACUGUUUUUUUUUAUUUGUUUGUUUGUUUGGUUUGUUUUUAUUUUUUGUUUGGGUUUUUUUUAUAUUAUUGGCUGAUAGACCUAGAAUGGAGUUUUUUAUAUAUGUCAAGCAUAUGCCAUUGUGCUGAGCUUCACCCACAUCUUGAAUUUUGAAAUUUGGCAAAGGGUAUCAUUCUCUUUCCCAGGAUGGCAGCAUUCAUGACAUUAGUACUGUUUGAGCCUUCUGAGUCAUUGGAUUGCUGGUGUGUGACAUUCUUCCUACCUAUUGUGUUCAUUUUUAAUUCUUUUGAAUGAAUAUGAUUCAUUUGCCUCUAUGCAUGAAUAUGCCCCACAUGUGUGCCUAGUCCUCAUACUAGUUAGAAGAUGGUCUCAGAUCCCAUGGACUUGAAGUAAUGGAUAGUUGUGAUUCCCCCAUGUAAGUACUAGCAAUUGAAUCCACCUCUCUGCAAGACCAGCAAGAGCUCUUAACAGCCAUGUCUCCUGUCCUAUGUUAUUUUUUAAACAUUUACAUUGCUAAUAUUUUUCUCUGUCAAUUUGUAACUGUUUAAACACACAUUGCCUUUAUUGAGAUCUUAUUCAUGAUACAAUUUAAACUAGGUCAUUUCAGGUUUCUAAAAGAUAAAUAUAGAACUAGAGUAAAUGCAUAAGUCUUUGUAGGAACUUCAGUAAAAAAAAAUCUGAUUUCUUUCUACUGUUUUUGUUUGUUUGAUUGAUUUUUGUGGGGGAGACAGGGUCCUAUUAAUAUAUAACUAUGACUGUCCUGGAGCUCACUACAUAGACCAGACUGGCAUCUGACUCAAUUAAAUUCACCUUCCUUUGCCUCCUGAGUACAGGGAUUAAAGUCAUGAGCCAUUACACCCAGCUUGCCCAUCUCUUUUCUAGUUAGUAAUUAAUUGUUCAUACAACUUCUCUGAUUUAUUCUCAGUACCAUUGUUCUGCUUGCUUCUCUCUCUUUAUGUUUGUUAAUUGAUGUUUCUCUUUCAAGGCUAUAUAUAUUCAAAGGGCCAAGAAAUGACACAUGGGAACCUCCUGUUCAGUUUACUUCUAAAAUUACUUGGUGGUUACAUUAGAAGUUCUGUGUCAUGGAAUAAGUGUGGCUAGCACCAGAAUUAUAUGCGUAUAAUUAUACACCUACAUGCUGUUAGUAUCACACUUUCUACUGUACACAUGUAUGGGAUAUUUUAGAAUGCAUUGACCUAUGAAGAUGUGCAUGUCAACUUCACUUAGGAAGAAUAGGCUUUGCUUGACCCUUCCCAGAAGAGUCUGUACAAAGAUGUGAUGCUGGAGACCUAUAGGAACCUCAUGCUAUAGGUAAGACUGAAUUUUCCCUCACAAUUUAAAAGAGGGGGACAACUGUUACUUGGUUAUUGAUGCUCUUCUGUAACUUCAAUUGAGAAAGAAGAAGAAUGAUGUGAAUAAAUCAAGCAUGAAUCUAAGGUUCACUGAAGAUAGUAAUUUAAAUAUUGCAAAACAUCCAGUAAUAAAUCAUACAUUUUCUGGUUCUAUAUUUUUGGCUACAAUGAGAAGACCAUAAUAUUGAGGAAUGUUGUCAAAUUUCUAGAAGACUUGGAAGGUAAUUUUUAUGUGCACAUGGAUACAAAUGUGCCUCUGAAGAAAUUUUAGUGUGUCCUGGAAAAUUUAAAGCAAAGUAACAGUGUAAAUAAAAUAAGCGCAGCUUAAUGUGUAUUGAUGAUUAUUAAAUUCCCCCAAAAUCAUGUACCUCAAUGUCAGGUGGCUGAUAUGUGUUUACAAGGCAUUCCUCUAAGAAAGAAAACAAGGAAACAGUGCCUUUACAGACAUCACCAUUUGAAUCACAGCUACAUGAGAGCUAUGCUGUAGAACUGACAAUCUGUUUAGUUUCAUACCACUGAAAUAUUGCCAAAAGUGUACAUGUUGAAUAUGUGAUAAGUGUAUGUCCAAAACCUUCUAAUAAGCAAAUAGUCCAUAGCAAAACUGGUGUUACUCAUAUACUUGUGACUUUGCUAAUUUUGGUGAGAAGGGAAGUUUAUACUAGUCAAGAAUGUUGUGGAGAAAUGUUAAUCCCUAUAGCACAGGUCCAUGAGGAACGAAAAGACAAACUGUGUAAAUUCAAUAUGGAAAAAUAUUAUUUUUCAUUUUCCUUUAAUUGGUAUUUCAUAUGUCAUUCUAGAUACAAGCCAUGUGAACAUGGAGAUAUGGAAAGAAGCAAUGUACCUCUCUUUCUCCCAGAACAAUUAGAAGAUACUUAGCAGUUCCACUUUGAUUAGAUUUGUUCAAUAUGAUAUAAAUUUACAAUUAUUUGGCUUUCUGACUUCAUUGAAAAUAUAUCAACAAAUUCACACUGCAGAAAAACAUGUAAGAAUAGCAAUGUAUAAAUACUUCUGUUUGUCUUGGUUUACUUUUCAAAUGUAGCAUGAUUCACAGUAUAGGAAAAUUUAAGAAUGCAGUAUUUGUGGUAAAGCUCUGAGUUCUUCUAGUUCUCUUCAAAUAUGUGAAGAGAACUAAUAUAGGAAAAAGAUGUUACAAAGGUGAGCCAUGUAAUAAAAGCUCUUACCAUCACAGGUAUCUUCAAAGAUGCAAAACAACCCUAAUGAAGGGGAACACCAUGAGUGUAAACACAGUGAUAAAACCUUAAGAUCUGAUUUCUCUUUACAAUUAGGUCAAAUUAUAAAUUAAUUCAUACAGAUACAAAGAUUCAACAGUGUAAUGAAUGUGGUAAAGCUUUUACAUGUGCCAAUUAUCCUUGCAGCCACAAAAGAAGUCACACUGGAGAAACUCUAUAAAGGUAGUCAAUAUGGUGAAGGGUUUAUGCCUUCUGUAAGGAGAGAAAAGGAACUUGCAGGCAUGAAGACUGACUUGUCUGUAUGGGAUGCUAUUCUGUUUCCCUGGCACCUGUAAAAGCCUCAGUUAGAAACCUGGUGUGGUGGUGAAUCCAGAUGACAUCAAGGUUGUCAGGAGAUCCUGAGACUUAAACAGAAGUCACUCUAAGGCUGGGGCCAUCAGGCAUUUAUAAAGAGCUAUGGAGUAUGAAAGAACUGUUAGGGAGGGAGCUUUGGGUGUGAAAGCUAAAGGAUCAAAUGGCCAGAGAGCAAUGCUUGGGGUGUACCUGAGGAUAAGCUGGCUCCUACUGUGCUCUUUGUAUCCACUCAGCUGUGAUGAUCAGGCCUUCCAGGUCUUCCAUAGUUUCCUUUUUUGGCACUACAUGUAGCUGACAGUGAUAGUACCCUGCAGGUCUCCACUUUGCAGUCCCCACUUGGACCUAAAAGCUCCUCAGUUCCCACCCUGUCAAUCCUUGGAAACCGCCUGCCUGGUAGGAAUAAGGAUAUGCCUAAAGACACAUUUAUAUCUCUCCCUUUUGCUAACAACUUGUGAAACAGUGGACCCCAUGGAAUUCUAAUUUCCCCAUUCAUUGUGAGAAAAGACUGAGUCCUCAGAUGGAGAAUGUCUGUACUGAAGAAACAUUUUCUCCUCAUCUGACCACCUUUCUGGAGAGACAGGAGCUGAGAAUGAGGGAGGUUUUUACAGAUGAAAAAAAUUGAUUAUAUGGCUUCAUUAGAUUAAUUAGUUUUGCAUAUCUUUUGCCUUCUAUCAAAACCUGUUAGGACCCCAAGAUUGGAUUAGUUACCUUAUAUCUUCACCACUGUUCCAAAUUAGUCAAACUAAAUAAAUAUCAUGCUUUCAUUAAUAAUUUCCUUUCCCCCUUUUCUAUUGUUUUCUUUUUUUUUAAAGCAUAACUUUACUAUGAAUCUCUUGGUGGCCUGGAACUCACUCUAUAGACUAGGCUGUCCUAGGACAUCAGAGAGGUCUGCCUACCACGCCUCCAGAGGUCCCAUACUAUAGGUAGCCAGAUCAUAACUGUAUAACUCAGUUCUUUUAAUUGACUUACUGAGGAUGUAUGGGUGAGCUUGGCUGGUUAGGGUAGCAAGGACACAGACUCUUGUCUAACUCCAGUAACAGAAAAAGGCUCCCAUCAAAUGUAGGCCUCCUGCAUUAAAGUCCACUGUCUUCCAACUAUGAACAAUAUUAUUUUUCAUUAUCAGUGAGUCUGUUAUAACUCAUCAAAGGACCUGAGCAAAGUUCUGUCCUUAUUUUACAGUUGUUGAAACCCAGGCCCACCUAGAUAAGUAGUUUUUGAAUAUAGUUAAGUGUAACUGUUUAUCUUACUCAUCCCAUCUUUCUAAUGCCUCACUAAUAAAGUUGAAGACAACUAAGCCAAACAUGGUAGCACAGGCCUGUAAUCAUGAUACUUAGAAUUUGUAGGCAACAAUUUUAGGAUGUCAAAUUCAUCCAAGAUGAGAAUGGCCAAUGAGGCAUGUUGGGGGGGACUAUGGAACUAAGGAAGACUGUGAUUGGCUCAAGACAGUGUACAUAGUCUUCCUUGCAGCUCCAGAAUUUCAGGACCAUAGCACCAGCAAUUAUUACCUGAGAUAUUUACCACCUCAAGUUUUCUGUUCUUGAUAAUGUUUCCUGUCCAAGGCAACUUUGGGGUCAUACUCUUGUUGCUCAUUGAAGAGUGGAAUUCUCCUACAUAAGAGAAUUAGCCUCAAGCAGGGAUGAGCUUCCUAGUUGCAUAUCUAAUGCAAUGUCAGCCCUGAAACCCUAUAGACACAACCAACAGAAAUGGACUUAGCAGUUUUUAUUCAUAUAUUUGUGCAUAUGUAUUCACACAUACUUAAGGAAGCAAUUGGAAGGGAAGAAUUUGAGAAGGGAUUGAGAGAGGACAAGGAUGGCAGAAAGUGAUGUAAUAUAUUUUAAGUAAAAUAUAUCAAAUAAAUUUUAAAUGAAAAUGUGGCUAGAGUGAUAGCUUAGCAGUCAAGAGCACUGGGUGUGGUUACAGAGGACACAUGUUCCAUUCCCAGAAACCACCUGGUAGCUAUCUCCAUUAACUCCAGUCCCCAGGUAUCUGGUGCCCUCUUCUGGCCUCUACAGGUACUGUGCACAGAUGCUUGAAGGCAAAUACUCAUAUACAUAAAACAAAAAUAAAGCUUAAAGAAAAUUCUCUAUCUUGAUGUCACAUCCCUGAGAUAGACAGCUGGCAGGGCUAGUUAAAAUGAACUCCUUCUGAUCCUUCAUGAAACCAACUGUCUGCUUUCUCUGAGCCAGCAUGCUCAGGGGCAAAAGCAGCCUUAUUCUGUCUGAGGUUUGAAUAUCUCAGCAGGACUGUUCAUCUAAGAACAGCAUCCACAGUGACUUUUCUCUGAUAUUUUCUGUAUUUGUGUUCUUAGCCUUUUGUGUGUGUGAGAAUGAAAGACAAUGAUAUAUCUCCUAAAAGUAUUGAUACACCUUUUAAAUGUAGAACCUAAUGUAUGAUCUAAAAGAUGGAUUUUUCUCUCUAAAUCUUCAUCUGUCUAAGUAGUUAUACUUGCAGUCUCCCGUCCCUAUUUAAAUUGUUCAAAGUAUAUCCUUGGGCCUGAUCCUAAAAGAAACUUAAGGAUGACAUCAUAUAUGUAAUGUUGGAUGCAUGCUGUUAUUAAACAGAUUUUUGUUUAUUAAUCUCUUAAGCAUGUAGAGUGAUUUCUCCCUAUAAAGGCAAAAAUUAAUUGUAGAACAGCUGUACCUCCUGCUUUUUGGAAUGUUUCUGGAACAGUCACUCUUAUCAGGUGUCCUUGAUCCCAAUCUGUUGUUCCCUAGGGCAAUGACCUUACUAUCCUCUUGAUUAAAGCAACUAAGUUUUUUGUUGUUGUUGUUUUUUGUUUGUUUGUUUGUUUCUUGUGUUUUUUUUUUUUUGAGACAGGGUUUUUCUGUGUACCUUUGGAGCCUAUUCUGGAACUCACUUUGUAGAGCAGGCUGGCCUUGAACUCACAGAGAUUUACCUGCUUCUGCCUCCCAAGUUCUGGGAUUAAAGGCAUGUGCCAUCACUGCCCAGCUAAACCAACUAAAUUCUUAAAUUAAAGGUCAGUACCAUGACUCAGUUUUAAAAUUACCCAUUUGAGUCAUGUAGUCAACUAUCCAUUGCAGUCAUGGGAUUAAGAUUUUUGUGUGAAGCAUGGCUUCUGCCGUCAGACCAGAAUAGAAGGAAUAAUUUCUUGUGUACACUGCAGGAAGAAACAGGAUAGGCAUUCAGCUGCUGGAGUCACCAUUGUGAAAAAGGACCUGAUUGUGGCAGGGUUAGUGAUUUUGUAAUUUACCAACAUAUAUUAAUUCAUGUCAUGUGAAUGUAAGCUGGCCAGAUUGAUUGGUGUACAAUUUGGGGAGGUUAACUUGAGCCAAUGAAUAUUGAAUUUCUAAACUGGGGCACUCCUUUGCAGAUAUGACUUAACUGGUUGGCACAGUUAAGUCAGCUCAGAGGGUUGAGACACAGGCCAUUGGCUGUAGAUGUAUGUGUGAGGUUACAGAUCUCAGCAGCUAAAAUUACACAUAGGGACAAGGUUGAACAGUACCUUACUAAUGUCAUUCUUUCUAUCAAAGAAUGACCUGCUCUUUUUCAAGGUCAGGAUAGUUAGAUGUUUUUUCAAUUAUAUUUAUCUUUUUAAAAAGUCUAUUUUGAUAUUACUUUUUAAAUUUCAUUUUGUUUUAAUGUAUUACUCCUAUCAUCUCUAUUUGUGUCUGUUCUCCAAUGAUUCUAGGUCAUUAAUAGAUUCUCUCCUUUUUUCUCAAGUGCUUUUGGUUAUUUAUUUACGUUUAGAGCAAUGUCCCUUAUAGCCCAGGCUUGUCUCAUGCUAUGUAAUUGAGAAUUUCUUUAAACACCCAUUCCUGCCUCUGUUGCCCAGUGCUGGGAAGACAGUCAUGCAACUCCUUCCAGGUUGGGCCUUGACUGGUCAGUGAGAAGGAAAAAUAGACCAGUUUAUUAAUGUUCUCCAAUCUCUCUGGCUUUUACUGGGAAUAUACAAAUGAAUACAGACCUGUGCAAUAGUUGAGUUCACUGACCAACUUUAAUCACAUAUAGUCAGCAUAGAAAGGAAUGGGGAAGAAAGAAGGUGAAAGCUUUCCUUCUGUGAUAGUAGUUGACAGUAGCAAUGAGUACUGAAGUAAUCAAUCUUAGAUGAGCAAUAAGUGUCCUGACUGGCCACAGACCAGAAAAUCAAGAAUCUGGAAAAAGAAACUUUCAUGAAGUCAAAUUACUGUAGUUGCAUCUAGUUCAACCAUAAUAGAAUAUAUGGGCAAAUGAUAUGGUUCUACCUAACAGGACUAUUAUUUACCAGGUUUAAGAUGUACAACUUGAGAGAAAAUGUGUGAAUAAUCUUUGGUGUGCUCUCAUAUGAAUCUCUAUUCUCUGGAGCACAUGGUCAUAACACCUGUUUCAACUUUUACAAAUAAGUUUUGGGAUUAUGAUUAUGUCAUUUCCACAAUUUCUUUCCUAUCUCCAAAUCCAAGUAUGUCAGUCAUUCCAGGCUGGGCCUUGACUGGUCAGUGAGAAGGAGAAAGAGAUGGGAAUGAGUGUCCUAAUGCAGCCCAUGUUUUUAUUGGAGAGUGGCAAUGCAGAGUUACUUGUAUAAGAAUGGAAAUUCGUAUUUCACACAUUAUAAGCUGUUAUGGUCAUAGUAUAGAAAGGUAUGGGAGGGAAGGUGCCUUAAAGUUUUCCAGUUUUGUUUGCAGUUGGGAUUACCAAUGGACAAUCAGUUAAUCAAUUAUAGGUGAUCUAUAAUUGUCCUGAGCGGCCAUUUUUGGGGAUCCCCAGACCAGGUUCCUUGGCCAAGCAAUUGACCUGUCCCCAUUUAAGUCCUAGGUCUGCACCCAGGACAGAGAUUCUAUUCUCUUGACCAAGGGCCCUUUUUAACAGGCUUUCAUUACUGCUUUUAACUUUCCUCCUUCCUAAGGCCCAUAGAAUCACUUAGCAUCAGGGAUCAGAACUUCCAAAAUACUUUUGGUAUCUUUGGCCUCUGGCAAGGAUGAAACUGCUCAGAGUCCAAGUGACACUUCUGCCUAUUAGUCAAGAAAGCAACUGGUUACUUUUCUUUGGGGUUUGUUUUCACCCUAAAUUGUCUAGUUGAUUUCUACCUCCAGGUUUAUCCCACCUCCCUCUGGAGGGGUAAUCCUAACUGCCAUUAUCGGAUUGGGGCAGUGACUGAUCUGGUUUCUUCAAGCUGAAUUUGUAUUAUCAGGUGGCAGUAUUGGGAUACCCUUCCAGAGGGCCUCUCAUAAAAACCAAACUCUCAAAUGUAGAUAGGAAAGGAAUUCCUUUACUGGUGUCUGGGAAGGACUAAAAUGUCCAAAGUCCGUAAGACAUUCUUGAUGAUCUCACAAUAGUACCCAUCUAUUAGAUGCUUCCCUUUAUACUCUACAGUUGGUCUCCAGAGUGAUGAAACCACAACCAGUUUUCAUGCCCUUUCAUAGCUGUUUCAUCAGCCAAAAUUCAGCAUGAUGCUCUUACCAUAUGACUUCUAGAUAGGGAGAGAAGAGAUAUUUAGCAUCAUUUAAUUUUGGGGUUACAGCAGUCAUGGACCUAUCUUCCUUGACUGGGCCAGUGCUCAGGGACCCAAGGUCUGAUGUCUUACAUCUGGGCAACAUCUUUUUAUCAAGAAGAAAAUAUCAUUGAGAUUGGUUGUCUAAAUAACAUCUCAUGUUGACUUACAUCCAAUGUCUGUGGAGUGUGAUCCCUUGAGUUGUUACUAAAUCUCUUAGUCUUUGGUUAAACCAAUUCUCUUAGUCUUCCUAGUGUUGAAAACCAUGCAGGUGGCCAAAAUUAAUCUUUCUUUCUGUGCUGUCAAGGCCAGUUGAGCAACUAGUCCUCAGUGGUCAUUUGUGCUUGAAAGGAACCUCAGACUAUCUUCUGGUCUUUCUUUUACCAGUUGUCCAUCAAUGUGAGGAUGUCAAAGGCUUUCUUUUACAUACUGUGGCUUCCUUUGAAGCCUUGAGGAAAUCCUUCCCACAUUGACCCUCCUUGUGUAGACUUAAUGUUUCCAAUUCAUUGAGUGGGGUCUCCAUAGACUCCAUGAACAAGACAACUAAUGAUCAAUGGCUUUUGUUCCCAGGGGACCUCAUUGACCUUGUAUGGAAAGAGGAGAAAUAUUCUCCCUUUUAAUCCAUCUAACCAUAUUAGAAUAACCUCCAAGAAUGAUUAGUAAACACCCAGAAGAUCAUUAUUACACCAGUUUGUUACUUUUAAUUAUUGUAUAAUAUUUCAAUAGCCGGAUGUAAUGCAAUAAAACUUGUUUGACAUACAUUUUAGCCAGUCCUUGAAGUAGUUGAUGUCUGAUCUUCCCAACUUUAGUAAAUACAUGAUCUCUAAAUCUUACCCUUUAUUUACCUUAAACAACUUACUCAGACCUUUAUAACUUGCAAAACCUUUCCAAUCUUCCUUAUUCUGGAGCCAUCCAGGUGUCAUCAUUCUUAUAUAACUAAGCUUAAGGUCAUUUCCACAUUUAUAUUCUUCUAACAUGUUCUUUUAUAUAUUGCUUCUUUUUCUAAUACCAUGAGACAUAGGAAUAUUAACAAAUAUGUUUAUAAUCUGUUGUAUGAAUUUUCUCCCUGGUGGAAGGGGAAGAAGCAUUGUUUAUCCCAUUCUCACAAGUCCCAAUGGUAAUGCAAAUCUCAAAGUGUUUCUAGGGGCCUACAAUUUCACCAAAGUCCAUCUUGGGGAACCAAUGAGUUUAUUGAGCUUACUUACUAAACAUGGUUGAAAAGAUACUUACAAAGGUUUGAUACUGUAGUGGUUUGAAUCAAAAUGGCCCCAAAGUCCCAUGGGAAGUGGCACUAAAGGAGGUGGGGCCUUGUUGUAGUUGUGGCUUUGUUGGAGGAAGUAUGUCACAAUCACUUUCUGCUGCCUGCUGAUGUGGAUGUAGAACUCUCAGCUCUUUCUCCAGCACCAUGUCUGCCUGCAUGGCACCAUGUUAUAUGCCAUGAUGAUAAUGGACUAAACUCCCUGAAACUGUAAGCCAGCCCCAGUAAAAUGUUUUCCUUUAAAAGUGUUGCUGUAGUCAUGGUGUCUUCACAGCAAUAGAAAAAAGAUACCCUAAAGCAGUCACAUAUUGCAUGAAUCCUAAAUGGUCUUAUAAUUAAAAACCCAGAGCCAGAUAUUGGGGUAAAUGCUGAAAGAUCAGAGAGACAAAGGAGCAAGCCACAGCCACUUCUCACCUCGCCAACUCCAUGAAUCCUCUCUAAAUGCUCCUGAGUCCACAGCCAAAAGGCCUGACCUCUGUCUCCUCCUGCCUUAUAUUUCUUUCCCUUCCCUGCCAUAUCACUUCUUGUCUCAACCUUCCUAGUGCUGGGUUAAAGGCAUGUGACUCCCAAGUGCUGGAAUUAAAGGUGUGUGCCACCACUGUCUGUGUGUUUCUCUUUUAAACUGGAUUAAUUUUUGUGCAGUCCAGGCUUUGAACUCACAGAGAUCCAGAUGGAUCUCUACUUCCUGAGUGCUAGGAUUAAAGGUGUGUGCCACCACUGCCUGACCUCUGUAGCUAACUCUGUGGCUAGCUCUGUCCUCUGAUCUUCAGGUAAAUUUUAUUAGAGUACAACAAAAUAUCACCACAGCCACACAGGAAUAUCUCCACCCAGUAUGUACAGUGGCUCUUCCGUAGUUUCAAAUGUGGAGCUCACCUUCUCUCUACUCUUCCACUGCCUGUAUACACUCCAUUACACUACAUUUCUUAGUGGACAUAGAAAAUAAGCCUGAUAGCACUCAAGGUAAAUUCUCACUUUUAAAUUUGGCUUUUUCAUAGGUGCAUACACACAAUCUACCUCCUCCCAAGUCUUUCCCAGGCUAUGUACUCAUAACUCCUCCCUCAAACGACAAGGUCACAUGUCAUUAGGACUGAAUUGCAUACAGUUGCCUGGAAAACAGACAGUAUACUCAGAAGGAGGGGUUACCUCCUUCCAUGAUGGAACAUCAACAGUCAACAAAAUCUGGUGGUGGUCAUCCUUUGUAAGCAAGCACAGCUGAUCAUAGGAAAGUGCCAAUUGUUUGUCUUAAGAUGGUGCUGAGCAACAACAAUUAAAAGAAUGUUGAAUACAAACUGUGUAUAAGAUUAUGUAAUAGCCAGGCAGUGGUGGCGCACACCUUUAAUCCCAGCACUCGGGAGGCAGAGCCAGGCAGAUCUCUGUGAGUUCAAGGCCAGCCUGGGCUACAGAGUGAGUUCCAGGAAAGGCGCAAAGCUACACAGAGAAACCCUGUCUCAAAAACAAACAAAACAAAUCAAAAGAUUAUGUAAUAAAUUAAUAUUUCCUAGGCACAAUCUGUUAAAGUAAACCUUAGAGAAAACACAAGACAGUCUUCAUAUAAUACAUGGCAUCAAUACUAUAACCAUGCUUUUGGAUUCUAAUUUGAGUAUGUAGUUAAUAUCAAGAAACAGCAGAUACAUAGCAAAACAUCAUGAAAUUGAUGUUUGCAGCAUCCAGUACAACAUAACUAAGAAAUCCCUCUUAAAACUAUGAUGCCCCAGCUUACUAUAGAGAGAUCUUCAUACAGAGGAUGCUCUUCAUGGAUGAGCAUCCCAUUCACUGUUUUUAUUAGUCAUGUGACCAAUAACAGUACACAUAAAAGGUGAAUAAACAUUUUCAUCCUAGCAUCCAAAUCUCUAACAGCCCUGGUUAACAUACUGUUUAUCUUUGGGGUAAAUUUUAGAGGCAGCCCUCCCUUAGCUAAAUUCUUCUUUCUGUGAAUUAGUAUUUCCUAAGCACUGGUAAAUCCUUUAUAUCACCAAUUCUACUCUUCUACAUUGCAGCUUAAUAGUGGAGUGCUACCCAGUACAUGAGAUGCCAUUAUCAACCUCCACAAAUUAACUCCAAAUGGAUAAAUGGAUCUUACACCUAAAUGUCAAAUGCAAAAUGCAGAACUUCUAGAAGAUACUUAAAACUAGGCCUCUCAAAGUUUGCCAACCUGCCUAGGCCUUGGGAGGUUUCUCUAAGACCCUGAUGUAUAGAUCACAAUCAGAGCUCCAUCUCUAAUACCAGGAAUAUGCUUGGGAGAGCUGGUAAUAAUCUGAGACCAGGGCCUUUUGGUAGGGUUUCUUCAGAUCCUAAGAACCCAAUACUUUCCACACAAGGGGCUGUGGUUUUCAGUCCCAACACUACUGUGGACUUCGUUUAUAAUGUUCUUGAGUUACUCCUUGUUCCUCUUUUGCAACAUUGUCUGAUUAGCCUCCUUCUGAAUUUGUACACUUUAUUUUAAAACUGAACUCAUUGAUUUACAUUAACAAGAGGCUUGCUGUUGAAUUUGGGACAAAUCUCCAGCCAAUCUGGGAUAGGUCUGUCCUUAGAUUAGAAGCCAUGGCUGGGAACUACUGUGGUGUGUCCCUUCUGCUCACCUGGUCCUGUCACUCAGGCCUCACUAGCCAUUCAGAGCCUUUGGCAGACCCGCCAGUCAGAUGGGUGGGUUUUUCCGGGAGCCAGGCUUCUAGCUCAGCUCUUCUCCUGAGGAAGUCACAAGUUGACACAUGUGCUGCGCCUUGGGCUCCUUUGUGGAGAGAGGGAGUCAGCUCAGCAGCAGCACCAUGGUGAGCGAGGGGUUGCUUUCCACAGAUGGAGAGGAGCGAUGGGCCAAAAUGAGUGAGGGACCGCUGUCCCGAGGUUGGGAGGAGUGGCCAGACAUGGUAAGUGAGGUGCUGCUGUCCCCAGAGUAGGUGGAGCAGCCGGCUGAGGCUCGGGAGCUGGUUUGAUGGGUUCUCCUCUGGCAGGGUGGGAGCCAGCUUCCAGACAGAGUUCAGCAUGUUCCCACCUGGUCCUACCUGGUCCAGCGUGGUCCUAUGUAAUCCUUGCCAGUCUCUGGGCUGGGCUGGCAGCCUCUGAAUAACUUCACACCCAUGGCUGUAUCUGCACAGAGCAUUGGGAGCAGAUCUGUGCUUAGAACUAUCCUUGUUGUUAAUAACACUGUGAAAUUCUGGUGCCUGUAAUGCUUAUAUUGUCAUGUGUGGAGAAACAUCACCAGAUUUACCGAACUCGGCAAGUAAUGGUCUCUCUAAUAUCUUCUCAGAAGUUCUACACUUUUAAUAUUUAACAAUUAGGCUUAUAAUUCAUUUGGAACUAAUGCUGUGGAGCUUGUAAACACUAUCUCCUGUGCAGAGAAGCAUUCCAUUGCUAAACUGUGAUGUAGAAGAGUAGAAUUGAUGAUAUAAGGAUUUACCAGUUCUUAGGAGACAUUAAGUCACACAAAGUAGAAUUUAGGCAAGGGAGAGCUGCAUCCUAAAUACUCGAAAGAUAAGUAGUUUGCUAACCAUGCCUGUUAGGAAUUAGUGUGAUAGGAUGUAAAUGUUUGUUCACCAGGAUUAAUCAGCUGUUAAGGUAUAUUCUGAUAAGAAGUGAGACAACCCUGAUUUACAACCAGCAAAAAGGCCCACCACCCCAUCAAAGGUCUCUAACAUGCUGCUCAAGGGAACAUUACAGGGUCACAACCAACAUUAGGUUCUGGUAUGCCAUGAAAGUAUUAAUAAUUCUACAACAGCUGCAUCUCCAGCCUUUUUGAAAAGCAGUUUUGAGUCAAGGUCUCCUAUAAUGAUUGGGUGUGAUGAUAUUUUGAACAGAUAAAAUUCACCUGAAGAUCAGAGGACAGAGUUAGCCAGAAAGGUCAGGCAGUGAUGGCACACACCUUUAAUUCUAGCACUUGGGAAGCAGAGUCAGAGAUUGUCUGGAUUUCUGUGAGUUCAAGCCAUAUCUAGGAGAGAAAUAGCCAGGCAGUGGUAGCAUACACCUUUAACCCCAGUACUUGGGAGUCACAUGUCUUUAAACCCAGCAAUUGAGAUCUCAUGCAUUUGCUACCAGUAUUUGGGAAGCACACAUGGCAUUAAUCCCAGUAUUAGGAAGGUUGAGACAGGAAGUGAUAUGGCUGGGUGGAAAAAGGCAUAUAAGGCAGAGACAGGGACUGGAGGCCUUUCAGCUGAGGACUCAGGAGCAUUCAGUCUGAGGAUUCCUGGAGACUGGAUUGGCUGAGGAGUUGGCAAGGUGAGAAGUGGCUGUGGCUUGUUUCCUCUGAUCUUUCAGCAUUUAUCCCAAUAUUUGGCUCUGGGUUUUUAUUAUAAGACCAUUUAGGAUUAGUGCAACAAUUGAUGUGGACUUAAACCCUGUUUGUAGCCCCAUAGGGCAUUGCUCUUGCUAUCCUCCUGACUAACCACCCUAAAUUCUUGGUUUACAGGUCUGAAACACUAGAGUUCUAAAUUACCAGUUUGAGUCAUAUAGUGGGUGUCCAUUGUAGUAACAGAAAAAGGAUUUGCAUGUGCAGCAUGGCUUCUCCCUUCAGACCAGAAGAGGAGGAACAGUAUACUGUGUACACUAUAGGGGGAAACAGACUAGACAGUAGCUAGCUCAGAGAGUGAAUUUGGAGGCAGUGAACUGCAGGGGUCUCCUUUACAAAGAAGGACUGAUGGGGCAUGGUGAGUGACUUUCUCUGGAAUUUCCUGUGGGAGCCUACUAGGUUUCUUAGUGACUGUACCUAGCAGAACUGCAUAAGAGGCUGAUUGGACCACAGGCCUGGGUGCCAGGUUACUGUAACUAGCAAGGGGAAGGUCUUUUGAUUCACCCCUUGGCAUUGUUAUAAAUAGACCUUUGGAAUAAAGUUCUGGGCCAGUGGAUAAGAAUCCAGGCCCACCCAAGUCUAGCCUGUGUUUUCUCUCUCCUUUCUAUUUCUAACUGUAGAUGUAACCAACGGUCUUAUAAAAUAAGAAACACAGAGCCAAUUCAGAGAAGAAAGCCAAGAGGUUAGAGCUAAGAGCCUCACCCUUCCUGAUUCAGGGAUCCUCUUCAGCCAAGAGAGCUCUCUGAAAAAAGGGGACCUACUUCCUGUGUGUGUCUUUAUAUAGUCUAGCUGUUCUGCCUUCUCAUUGGUUGUAAACCCAAACAUGUGACUGCCUCGUCACUGCCUGAAUGUACCGCCCUCCAGGUCCUUAAAGGCGUGCGCCACCGCCGCCAUGCACUUGCUAUGGCUCUCAUAGCUCUGACCCCCAGACAUCUUUAUUUAUUAACAUACAAUUAAAAUCACAUUUCAGUACAAGUAAAAUACCACCACAUUUCCCCUUUUCUAUUUUAAUUAAAAGAAAAAAAAGAAAAAAGUUAUAACUAACAAAAGAAAAACUAUAUACAAAAGUACAAUGACUAUAUACAAUAUAUACAAGUAAUAAAUGUCUAAACAAUGUCUAGUCCAUUUGUAUUUGAUGAAUUCAGAGAAAAUAAUUUCAUUAUCUAUCCUAUUUUGUUAAGUCCAAAAUGUAUCUAAUUCACUUUCUAUCCUAAUUAAUCUUCAACUAUAACUAACUAACCUUCAACUAUAACUACCUAAUCUUCAACUCCCUCAGAGACCCAAGAAGGAAAUAAUAUUAGCUUUUGUAGCUUGAGUUUUCCUGCCUGGCCCACAGUCAGGACAAAUCUCUGCCACCCGCCAGUCCCACAACCGCUCAGACCCAACCAAGUAAACACAGAGACUUAUAUUAGUUUUAAAUUGUAUGGCCGUGGCAGGCUUCUUGCUAACUGUUCUUACAGCUUAAAUUAAUCCAUUUCUAUUAAUCUGUACCUUGCCACGUGGCUUGUGGCUUACCAGUACUUUACAUCUUCCUUGUCCUGAUGGCGGCUGGCAGUGUCUCUCUGACUCAGCCUUCCAUUUCCCAGCUCUAUUCUCCUCCUUGUCCUGCCUAUACUUCCUGCCUGGCCACGAGCCAAUCAGUGAUUUAUUUAUUGACCAAUCAGGAACACAUUUGACAUAUAGACCAUCCCACAGCACUUCCCCUUUUCUUUUCUUAAAAAGGAAGGUUUUAACCUUUACACAUCUCCAAAGUCAGCUUGGUAUAUUUGGGAAUUUGGGCGUAGCUUCGAUACUACUUCCUGCUGGAGGGGGGCGCUGUAUCUUAUGGGGACACAAAGAAUAUUUUAGGAUUAUGGAGUAGUCCAUGAGGGUGUAUCGUCUGAGCCAGUUGCCUUGAAACAGUUCUGGAUGUUGGAUCAUCUGGUCCUUGGUGUCAUCGGAGACCUUUCAGGGGGUCUUGGCUGGUCAAACCUGAUGUAUCUUAAUCUGGAACAAAUCCAUAGCCUUUGGCUUUCUGUGGGAAGAAAAGCAGAGUCUCCUUUCCAAAGCAACAUAUCCUUAUAUCCAAAUUUUGAAGUCAAGGUACCUUUAAAAUAUACAUUUUGGCAUAACUCAACAGCUUUUGUAAUCAAAUGUUUUUCUUCAGUUAUGAAUAUCAAAGAGAACAUAAUCCAGAUUCUCUGUGUGGUAGCCAUCUUUACGUGGCUUAUUUUUUUAUAUUAGUUUGAGCCCAUUGUUUUAAACUGCAGCCUUCUAAGCCUGAAAGGGCACUGGCACUAUGGCUGCUGGCUCUGCCCACUUCAGCUUCCCAACAUGGCGGUGAUACGUUUUCCGCCAGCUCUGGGAGCCAUCAACUCUCAGAAAUAGUGGGUCUAUGCUUCUAUCAAAGCAACAUGUAGCCCAGAAACCUCUUUUCUUUUCUUUUUUUUUUUUUUUGUUUUGUACUAGCAAAGGCUAAAUCCACCACACAGCUUAAUGUGCCACUUGCAGAGGCCUCAUUCCCGCCAUACUGCAGGUCGAGCAUGCACACAUGCUAGGAACCCGCCAUAGUAGCUCAAACCGGCAGCUGCCGCUCAUUUGAGAGAGACAAUUAGGAAGCUGUUUUUAGCUCCGUUUUAGAAUCUUUUUUCUCAAUUUUUAGGUAGAAACUCUUGCCACCACGUUGGACGCCAUUUGUAGCUUGAGUUUUCCUGCCUGGCCCACAGUCAGGACAAAUCUCUGCCACCCGCCAGUCCCACAACCGCUCAGACCCAACCAAGUAAACACAGAGACUUAUAUUAGUUUUAAAUUGUAUGGCCAUGGCAGGCUUCUUGCUAACUGUUCUUACAGCUUAAAUUAAUCCAUUUCUAUUAAUCUGUACCUUGCCACGUGGCUUGUGGCUUACCAGUACUUUACAUCUUCCUUGUCCUGAUGGCGGCUGGCAGUGUCUCUCUGACUCAGCCUUCCAUUUCCCAGCUCUAUUCUCCUCCUUGUCCCGCCUAUACUUCCUGCCUGGCCACGAGCCAAUCAGUGAUUUAUUUAUUGACCAAUCAGGAACACAUUUGACAUAUAGACCAUCCCACAGCAUCUAACUAAGUCUCUUAUCCUUCAUUCCUCAAGAGUCCCUGGGGUAAAUAAGUGUGGGGGCUGGUCCUCCACAAUUUCCUACAGUGAUGUCACAGCCCUUAGGCAGACAGCAGGCAUUGCUAGUUAAAGUGAACUCUCUCAGGUCCUGCAUGGAAGCAGCUGUCUACUUCCUCUGAGGAGCAUGCUCAGAGGCAAAAAGCAGCCUUAUUCUGAAGUUAAAAUAGCUCACCUAAGAACAGCAUCCCAGUGCUAAUAUGUGACUUUUCUUUGAUGUUUUGUGUGUUUGUAUUCUCUGUCCUUUGUAUGUGUGAGAAUUAAAGGCAAUGAUACAUCUUUUAAAUGUAUUGAUACAUCUUUUAACUGUAGAUCAUAAUGUAUGAUCUAAAACAUAGAUACAUUUCUCUGUAAAUCUUCAUCUGUCAAAGUGGCUAGACUUGCAGUCUCCUGUCCUUAUUUAAAUUGUUCAAACUAUAACCUGGGUCCUGCUACUAAAAGAGACAUAGUGAUGAUAUCAUAUAUGGAAUGUAAAAUGUGUUCUAGGCUGGCUCCUCUUUGAACAUUAUCCAAAGCUUGAUUCCUGCUGUUAUUAAAGAGAUUUUUGUUUAUUAAUCAUUUAAGUAUGUGGAGUGAAUUCUCCUUGGAGGACAUAUUAAUUCUAGAAUAGCUGUACAUCCAACCUUUUAGAAAAUGUUUCUGACAUAAGCUCUACUAUGUUCACUCAAGUGGCCUUUGUUCAAGCUUAUUGCUCUCUAGGGCAAUGACCUUACUUUGCUCUUGAGCAAACCAACUAAAUUCUUAAUGGGCCCUUUAUCCCUUAGAGGCCUGUAGUCAACUAUCCAUUGCAGUCACAGGAAAAGGAUUUGUGUGUGGAGCAUGGCUUCUGCCUUCAGAAUAGGAUGAAUAGUUUAUUGUGUAUACUGCAUGGGGUAAAUAAUAUAAGGAAAUCAGCUGCUGGAGUUACAGAUAUGGAAAAGGACCUGAUUGUGGCAGGUUUAGUGAUUUUGUAAUUUUUCAUCAUAUAUUAAUUCAUGUCAUGUGAAUGAAGGUAGACCAGAUUGGUGGGUAUACAAUUUUGGGAGGUUAAUGAACAUCCACUUUCCAAGCAGGUGGCUCUUCUUUGCAGAUUUGUCAUGUCAGAGGGUUGAGACAGGCCAUUGUCUGUAGGUGUUUCCGGUUAUAGAUCUCAGCAGCUAACAUUUCACAUAGAAGUAAGGUCAAAAUGUAUUUUUUUAAAAGAUUUAUUUAUUUAUUAUGUAUACAGGAGAGGGUGCCAGAUCUCAUUACAGAUGGUUGUGAGCCACCAUGUGGGUGCUGGGAAUUGAACUCAGGACCUCUGGAAGAGCAGUCGGUGCUCUUAACCACUGAGCCAUCUCUCCAGCCCCCAAAAUGUAUUUUAUUAAUACAAUUUGCUCUACCAGAGAGUGUCAGUUAUUGGUUUCACUUUUUAAAUUUUCUUCAAAUGCAUCAAUGCUCUAAUUUCUUGUUUGUUUUAUUCUCCAAUGUUUCCCAGUUAUUAAGAAUUUCUUUCCUUUUUUCUCAGGUGCUGUUGGUUAUUUCUGUUUAGAGAAGAUUAUCCAUUAGUUUAGGCUGGCUUCACACUUUGAUCAUUUAAUACUGUCUCUGCUGCCAAGGGCUUCAAAGACAAUCCUGCCACUCCUUCUAGUCUGGGCCUUGACUAGUCAGUGAGAAGGAAAAAUAUACUGGUGGAUGAGAGUCCUCCAAUCUCUCUGGCUUUUUUUGGGAAUGCAUAAAUGAAGAGGAACCUGUGUAAUAAUUGUAUUUACUGAACAACUUUAAAGCAAGUGUAGUCACAGCAAAGAAAGGGAUGGGCAAGAAAGAGGUAAAAGCUUUCCUGCUGUGACAGAAGUUGACAUUAACAAUGAGUACUGAAUUAAUCAAUCUUAGAUGAUCAAAAAGGGUCUUGACUGGUCACAGACCAGGCAAUCAAGAAUCUGGAUAAAGAAUUGAACUUUCAUGAAACCAAAUUACUGUAUUUCCUCUAGUUCAACCAAAAUAGAAGAUCUGGAUAAAUUGUGUGACCCUGCCUAACAGGACUGUUAUUUUCCAUGUUUAAGAUUUGUACAGCCUGAAAGAAAUGGUGUGAGUAUUCCUUGGUGUGCUCCAAUACAAGUCACUACUCUCUUGAGCACAUGGUCAUAAAGGCUGUUUCAACUUUUAACAUAUUUUUUGGGGAUUAUAAUUACAUCAUUUCCACCCUCUUUUUUCCUGCUUCCAAGUCCAAAUCUGUUAGUCAUUCCAGGCUGGACCUUGACUGGUUAUUGAGAAAGAAAAAGAGACAAAGAAAUGAAUGUUCUAUUUCUUAUUUGGUAGUGGCUAUGCAGAAGCUCUUGUGUAAGAAUGUGAAUUCAUUGUCUAUACAUUACUGGCUGAUCACAGUACAGAAAGUGAGGAGUGGGAAAGAGCCUUAAUAUUUUCCAGUUUUGUCUACAUUUGGGAUUACCAAUAUGUAAUCAGUUAUAGGUGAUCUAUAAAUGUCCCAAGAGGCUGUUUCUUGGGCUCCACAGAUCAGGUUCAUUGGCCAGGAGUUAGACAUGUCCCCAUUGAAAUGUUAGGUCUGUGCCCAGGAGAGAGAUUCUAUUUUCUUGACCAGGUUCCUUUUUCUCUUAACAGGUCUUCUUUGCUACAUUUAACUUUCCUCAUUCUUAGCCCCCUAGGAUCACUUAGCAUUAGAGAUCAGGACUCCCAAACACUUGAAACUGCUGAAAGUCCCAGUGACACUUCUGGCUUUUAUUCAAGAAAGCAACUGGUUACUUUUCUUUGGAGUCUUUUUACUCUAAACUGCUUCGUUGAAUUUUACCUCCAGUUCUUAUCUCACCUCCCUCUGCAGGGGUAACCCUAACUGACGUUAUGGGGUUGGAGCAAUGACUGAUUUGGCUUUGUCCAGCUGUAUUUGGGUUGCCAGGUGGCAUUAUUGGAAUACCCUUCCACCGGUCUUCUUGUAAAGUCCAAACUCUCAGAUAUAGACAGGAAAGGAAUUCCUUUACUGGUGUCUGGAAAGAAUUAAACUGUCCAAAGUCCGUAAGACAUUCUUGAUGUUCACACAAUAGCCCUCAUCUAUUAGAUGUUUCCCUUUGACCUCUAGAGUUGGUCUCCAGAGUGAUGAAGCCACAAUCAGCUUUCACACCCUUUCAUAGUUGUUUCACUAGCCAAAAGUCACCAUGAUGCCCUUCCCAUGUUGCUUCUGUUUAGGGAAAGAAAAGGUAUUUAGCAUCAUUUGGAGCCAAGGUCUGAUGGCUCACAUCCACAAAACAUCAUUUUAUGAAGAAGAAAAUAUCAGUGAGAUUGGUUAUCUAAAUAGCACCUCAAGUAGACAUAUCUAAUGUCUGUGGAAUGUGAUCCCUUGGGUUGUUACCAAUUUCCGUAGUCUUUAGUUAAACUUUCUGUGACUUACUAUCUCUUAAGCAUUGGCAAAUCCUUUAUAUCACCUUUUCAAUUCUUCCACAUCACAGCUUAGUAGAGGAGUACUACCCAACACAAGAAAUGCCAUUUACAACCUCCACAAAUUAACUCCAAAUGGAUCUUACAGCAAAAUGUCAAAUGUGAAGUGGAGAAUCAGAAACUAGGUCUCUCUGAAUUUUUCAAUGUGCUUAGGCCUUGGGAGUUUUCUCCAAGGCCUUGAUGUAUAGAGAAGAAGCUUUUAUAGAGGGAAGAAGCAGAGUUCCUUUUCUAAAUCCAGGAAUAUGCUUGGGAGGGCUGGUAAAGGUCUGGGGCCAAGGCCUUUGGUGAGUGGUUAUUUCAGAUCCUGAGAACCUAAUGUUUUCCACACAUGGAGCUGUGGUUAUCAGUCCCAAGGCCACUGUGGACUUUGUAAUGUUCUUAAGUUACCUUGUGUUCCUGUUGUGCAUCAUUGUCUGAUUAGCCUCCUUCUGAAUUUGUUUUUUUCCUUUAAAAACCAAAUCCAUUGUUUUACAUUCACAAGAGAUUGCUAUUGAAUUUGGCACAAAUCUCCAGCCAAUCUGGGAUAGGUCUGUGGCCAGGGAUCAGAAACACUGUGCUGUGCCCUUCAGCUCACCCAGUUAUGUUACUCAGGUCUCAUUAGCUAAUCAGGGCCUUGAGAAUAAGAAGAUCCCCCAGUCCAUUGGAAGGGCUCUUCCAGGAGGCAGGCUUCUGGCUUAACUCCUCUGCUGAGCAGUCAAAGUUGGUUUGUGUGUGCUUGGCCCUAGGCUCUGCUGUGGGUAGAGUAUGGGUGAGCCCAGCAGCUUCCCAUGGUGAGUGAGAGGCUGCUGUCCACAGAUGGAAAGGAGUGGCCAGCCAUGGUGAAUGAAGUUCCCCUGUCCCCAGACUGGAAGGAGUGGCCAGUUUAGCUUCAGGAGCCAGUGUGGUGGUUCCUCUCCCAGCUAGGUGGAAGCCAGUGGCAAGACAGAGUUUGGAGUAUUCUGCCUGGUCCUGUGUGUACUGCAUCUCCUGCAUGGCCUGUGUGGUCCUAGCAACUCCCUGGGCCAGGACAGCAGCCUCUGAAUAACUUCACUCUAUGGGCUACAUCUGUGCAGAACACCUGCACAAAGCAUGGGAAACAGGACUUUGCUUAGAAAUAUCCUUGUUUUUGACAUCAUUGUGAAAUGUUGGUGCCUGUAGUGCUUGUAUUGUCAUUAUGGAAGACAGAUUUGCCAAACUCAGAGAGCCCUGGUCUCUAUUAUCUUCCAGAAGUUCUCAACUUUUAACAUUUAACAUUUAGGUUUAGAAUCCCACUGGAGUUAAUUUUGUGGAGCUUGUAAACAAUAUCUCAUGUGUAGAGUAGCACUCCACUGCUAAACUGUGAUGUAGAAGAGUAGAAUUGAUGGUAUAAGGAUUUAUCAUAUCUUAGGAAACAUUAAAUCACACAAAGUAGAAUUUAGCCUCCCAAAGACCUCAAAGAGAUUUGAGUAGUAUGCUAACCAUGCCUGUUAGAGAUUAGUGUGAUGUUAUAAAUAUUUGUUCACCAGGUUUAAGCAGCCAUUAAGCUACAUAACAAAGCAGACAACACUGAUUUACUAGAAGCCAAAUGUCCACACCCCCUCAAAGAACAGGCCUCUAAGGUGCUGCUCAAGAGGCCAUUACAGGGUCACAACCAACAUUAAGUCCUAAUGUACCAUGAAGGUAUAUUAAUUCUACAACAGUACAUUCUCAGCCUUUUUGAAAAGUAGUUUUGAGACAGUGUUUCCUGUGUUGAUUGAGGUGGGCUUUAACCCUGUCUGUAGUCCCAUAGGCAUUGCCCUUGUUAUCUGCCUGACUAAACACCCUAAAUUAUUGGAUUAUAGGUCUGUAGCACCACAGAGUUCUGCAAUUACCAGUUUGAGUCACAUAGUGGACUGUCCAUUGCAGUAACAGAAAAAGGAUUUGUGUGGUGAUAUUGUGUUCCCCAAAAUAUUGUGCACCCUAAUAAACUUAUCUGGGGACAGAGAACAGAACAGCCACUAGAUAUAGAGGCAUACACACCUUUAAUCCUAGCAUUCCAGAGGCAGAAAUCCAUCUGGAUCUCUGUGAGUUCAAGGCCACACUGGAAACAGCCAGGCAUGGUAACAAGAGCCUUUAAUCCCAGGAAGUGAUGACAGGAAGCAGAAAGGUAUAAAAACUAGCCUGGUUAAGUUUUUAGGCUUUUGAGCAGCAGUUCAGCUGAGAUUCAUUCUGGAUGAGGACUCAGAAGCUUCCAGUCUGAGGAAACAGGAUCAGCUGAGGAACUGGUGAGGUGAGGAAGCUGUGGUUUGUUCUGCUUCUCUGAUCUUCCAAUUUUCACUCCACUACCUGGCUCUAGGUUUGUUUUUCUUGUUAAGACCUUCUAACAAUUCAUGCUACAGAUUUGCAUGUGGAACAUGGCUUCUUCAUUAAGACCAGAAGAGGGGGAACAGUGUACUGUGUACACUUCAGGAGGAAACAGACUAGACAAUAGCUAGACCAUGGACUGAAGUUGAAGGCAGUAAACUGCUGGGGUCUCCAUCAUAAAGAAGGACAUGUGGGGCAGGGUGAGUGACUUUCUGUGUAAUUUCCCAGCAUGUAUUAAUUCCUUCAUGUGAAUAAAGAAAGACAGACUUGGUGGGUGUACAGUUUAGAGGGAAUAGCUUGAACUAGUGAGUGUUCAGAUUCCAACUAGGGGAAUUCUCCUAUGUGCAAUUCUGGUUGACACAGUUAAAUCAGCUUAGAGGUUUGAGACAUAGGCCAUUGGCUGUAAAUUUGGGUCAGUUUAGAGCAUUCAGCAGCUAACAUUUUACACAGGACAAAGUCAUACAAAGUCUUAUUAAAGGCAUUCACUCUACCAGGGAAGCUACUAGUCUUUCAACAUCAGUAUAUCCUAUUGUUCUUUUAAUAAUUUUUACCAUUUUAAAGUCCUCUACCUGGUGGGUCAUGCCUCCCUUGGGGUGGGGGGCCAGUGGGGGGAAUGUGUGUGUCAAACAACCCAAUCUCAAGAUAGCCUAAGACCAUCAGAAAGCAUAGAUAUUUAUAUUGAUUCAUAACAGUAGCAAAAUUAUAGUUAUGAAGUAGUAGUGAAAAUAAUUCUAUGAUUAAUGGGGUCACCACAAUGUGAAGAACUAUAUUAAAGGGUCACAGUGUUAUGAAGCUUGAGAACUACUGGUUCAGGUUAAUGUCUCUGGUAGCUCAAGCUUGCAUUACACAAUGUAAUUGACGGAAUUGCUUUAAAAAUUUAAUUCUGACUCUCCUGCCUAGUCCUGGGAAGACAGUCCUGUAAUUACUUCCAGGCUGGUCCUCUACUGGUCUGUGAAAAUGAGGAAUAAAACAGUGAAUGAGUGUCCUCCAAUCUUUCUGACUUUUAUUAGGAACUUAAAUUGAAGAGGGAUCUGUGUAAGAAUUGAGUUCACUGAUGAACUAUAGAGCAAAUAUAUUCACAGCACAGAAAGGGAAGGGCAAGAAGGAGUUUCACUUUCCUGCUUUGACAGUAGUUGAUAUUCGUGGUGAUAUUUGUAAUCUAAGAAAUAAAGCUUGCCUGCAGAUCAGAGGAUAGAGCCAGCCACAGAGUUAAAUAAACAGAGGUCAGGCAGUGGUGGCGCACACCUUUAAUCCUAGCACUCAGGAGGCAGAGAUCUGCCUAGAUCUCUGUGAGUUCAAGGCCACACUGGACUACAUGAGAUUGAUCCAGUCUAGCAGAGAAACAGAGCCAGGCAGUGGUGGUACAUACCUUUAACCCCAGUGUUUGGGAAGCACACACACUAUUAAUCCCAGCACUAUGAAGGUUGAGAUAGGAAGUGAAGUGACUGGGCAGAGAAAGGAAUAUAAGGUGUGAGGAGACAGGAACAAAAAAUCCUUUUGGCUGAGGACUCAGGAACAUUCAGUCUGAGGAUUCAUGGAAACAGGAUUGGUGAGGUGAGAAGUGGUUGUGGCUUGUUUCCUCUGGUCUUUCAGCAUUUACCCCAAUAUCUGGCCCUGGAUUUUCAUUGUAAGACCAUUUAGGAUUUGUGCAACAGAUAUUAGCAUUGAGUAGUGAGGUAAUCAAUUUUUUCAUGAUGUCAUUGUUUUAAGAAUUGAGUAAUAUUAUAUUGUAUAAAUGUACCACAUUUCCCUUAUACAUUCUUCAGUUCAGAGACAUAUUGGCUAUUUCCAGUUCUGGCUAUUAUGAAUAGAAACUCAGUGAAUAUAGUUAAGCAAAAAUCUGUGUUGUAGGAUGGAACAUCCUUUGGGUAUAUGCCCAAAAGUGGUAUAGCUGGAUCUUGAGGUAGAUAGAUUCCCAGUUUUCCGAGGAACCAUGAUAUUGAUUUCUAUAGUGGCAGUAUUAGUUUGCACUUCUACAAGCAGUGGAGGUGUGUUCCUCUUGCUCCACAUCUUCACUAGCAUUAGUUGUAACUGGGGUUUUUGAUAUUAGGCUUUCUGACUGGUGUAAGAUGGAAUCUAAAAGUAGUUUUGAUUUGGAUUUCCAUGGUGGCUAAGUGUGUUGAACAUUUCUUGAAACAUUUCUCAGCUAUUUGAGAUUCCUCUGUUGAGAAUUCUCUGCUUAGAUCUGUGCCCCAUUUUUUUAUUUGAAUUAUUCAGAUUUUCAACUGUAGGCAGACGUUUCCUUCCUGCCGGCAGCUGCCAAAAUAAACACACUGAGGCUUAUAUUAAUUACAAAUUCCCAGCCAGUAGCUUAGACUUACUAUUAACUAGCUCUUACAACUUAAAUUAACUCAUUUCAAUUAACCUAUGUGCUGCUUGCCCCGAGUCUCGUGGCAUUUACCUAUCUGGCAUGUCUUCCUGUCUAGCUGGUGAGUCCUAUGACUGCCCUUGUUUUUUCCAGAAUUCUCCUAGUCUGGCUCUCCCACCCACUCUCUUCCUGCCCAACUAUAGGUCAGUCACUUCUUUAUUAAUCAAUGAGAGUAAUAGGUAUUCACAGUGUACAGAAGGAUUAUUCCACAGCAUUCAACAUCUAGUUUUUGAGUUCUUUACAUAUUUUGCAUAUUUGGCAUCUAUUGGGUGUGGAAUUGUUAAAAAUCUUUCACCAUUACCUAAGCAGUCUUUUUGAUUGACUGUUCUUUGCCUUAGAGAAGCUUUACAAUCUCUUAAGGUCUCAUUUACUAAUUGUUGAUCUUAGUACCUGCACUCUUGGUGUUCUGUUCAGAAAGUUGUCUCCUGUGCCAGUGCAUUCAAGGCUUUUCCCCACUUUGUCUUGAAUCAUUUUCAGUGUAUCUGGUUUUAUGUUGGGGUCUUUGACCUACUUUGAUUUGAGUUUUGUACAGGGUGAAUGUUGCGGGACCCUGGACUGGAGAGGUGUACCAAACAGAGCUCCAGAGAACACCGCUGGACUGCGAUACACCUUCCCCAGACUCCGCGACCUACCUAUCCCUUAAUUUUUUCUGAAGACAAGGUUUGUCUGAGUAGCCCUGGAUGUUCUGAAAGUUGCUCUGUAGACCAGGCUGGCUUCAAAAUCAGAGAUUCACCUGAUUCUUGCUCCCACAUGCUGGGAUUAAAGGAUGCAGUGACCUAUAAUGAUGUGCAUGUCAACUUCACUCAGGAAGAGUGGGCAUUGCUGGAUCCUUCCCAGAAGAAUCUCUACAGAGAUGUGAUGCUGGAGACCUAUACGAACCUCACUGAUAUAGGCUACAAUUGGGAAGAUCAUAAAGUUGAAGAGCAUUGUCAAAGUUCUCAAAGAUAUGGAAGGCAUGAAAGAAGUCAUACAGGAGAGCAAACUUCUGAAUAUACUGAAUGUGUUAAAGCAUUUUCAUAUCAUAGUCUUCUUCAAAGGCAUGAAAUUCAUAUUGGAAAGAAACCCUAUGCAGGUAUUCAAUAUGGUGAAGCCUUAACAUGUCAUAAUAGACUCCGAAUACAUAAACAUACACAUACUGGAGAGAAACCCUAUGAAUGUAAUCAAUGUGGUAAAGCAUUUGCAUAUCAAAGUCUUCUUCAAAUGCAUGAAAGAACACAUACUGGAGAGAAACCCUAUGAAUGUAAUCAAUGUGGUAAAGCCUUUGCACGUUAUAGUCAUCUUCAAAGGCAUGAAAGAACACAUACAGGAAUGAAACCCUAUGACUGUAAUCAAUGUGAUAAAGCCUUUGCAUGUCAUAGUUAUCUCAAAAUACAUAAAAGAACACAUACUGGAGAGAAACCCUAUGAAUGUAAUCAAUGUGGUAAAGCCUUCGCACGUCACAGUAGUCUCCAAAUACAUAAAAGAACACAUACUGGAGAGAAACCCUAUGAAUGUAAUCAAUGUGGUAAAGCCUUUGCUCAUCACAAUUCUCUUAAAUGGCAUAAAAGAAUACAUACUGGAGAGAAACCCUAUGAACAUAAUCAAUGUGGUAAAGCCUUUGCACAACAAGGUCAUCUUCAAAGACAUGAAAGAACACAUACUGGAGAGAAACCCUAUGGAUGUAAUCAAUGUGAUAAAGCCUUUGGAUGUCACAGUUAUCUCAAAAUACAUAAAAGAACACAUACUGAAGAGAAACCCUAUGGAUGUAAUCAAUGUGAUAAAGCCUUUGGAUGUCACAGUUAUCUCAAAAUACAUAAAAGAACACAUACUGGAGAGAAACCCUAUGAAUGUAAUCAAUGUGGUAAAGCCUUUGCUCAUCACAGUUAUCUCAAAAUACAUAAAAGAAUACAUACUGGAGAGAAACCCUACGAAUGUAAUCAGUGUGAUAAAGCCUUUGCUCAUAACAAUUCUCUUCAAUGGCAUAAAAGAACACAUACUGGAGAGAAACCGUAUGAAUGUAAUCAAUGUGGUAAAUCCUUUGGACAACAAAGUGAUCUUCAAGUGCAUAAAAGAAUACAUACUGAAGAGAAACCCUAUGAAUGUAAUCAAUGUGGUAAAGUCUUUGCACAACAAGGUCAUCUUCUAAUGCAUGAAAGAACACAUACUGGAAAAAAACCCUAUGAAUGUAAUCAAUGUGGUAAAGCCUUUGGAUGUCACAAUUAUCUCAAAAUACAUAAAAGAAUACAUACUGGAGAGAAACCCUACGAAUGUAAUCAGUGUGGUAAAGCCUUUGCAUAUCACAGUUAUCUCAAAAUACAUAAAAGAACACAUACUGGAGAGAAACCCUAUGAAUGUAAUCAAUGUGGUAAAGCCUUUGUAUGUCACAGUAGUCUCCAAAUACAUAAGAAAACACAUACGGGAGAGAAACCCUAUGAAUGUAAUCAAUGUGGUAAAGCAUUUGCAUAUCAUAGUCUUCUUCAAAUGCAUGAAAGAACACAUACUGGAGAGAAACCCUAUGAAUGUAGUCAAUGUGGUAAAGCCUUUGCACAACACAGUUGUCUCCAACUACAUAAAAGAACACAUACAGGAGUGAAACCCUAUGAAUGUAAUCAAUGUGGUAAAGCCUUUGGGCAACAAAGUAAUCUUCAAAUGCAUGAAAGAAUACAUACUGAAGAGAAACCCUAUGAAUGUAAUCAAUGUGGUAAAGUCUUUGCACAACAAGGUCAUCUUCAAAUGCAUGAAAAAAUACAUACUGGAGAGAAACCCUAUGAAUGUAAUCAAUGUGGUAAAGCCUUCGCAUAUCACAGUUAUCUCAAAAUACAUAAAAGAACACAUACUGGAGAGAAACCCUAUGAUUGUAAUCAAUGUGGUAAAGCCUUCGCAUAUCACAGUUAUCUCAAAAUACAUAAAAGAACACAUACUGGAGAGAAACCCUAUGAAUGUAAUCAAUGUGGUAAGGCUUUUGUAUGUCACAACAGUCUCCGAAUACAUAAAAGAACACAUACUGGAGAGAAACACUAAGAAUGUAAUCAAUGUGGUAAAGCAUUUGCAUAUCAUAGUCUUCAAAUGCAUGAAAGAACACAUACUGGAGAGAAACCCUACAUGAGUAACUUUUAGUGUGUAAUUAGUCUGUUAAAGCCUUUGAAUAUAGCAUUAGAUUUUUGAGGAUCUGAAAAACUCAUGCUGAAGGGAAUCUGAAUAUAAAGCAUUUGGUAAUAUUUUAAGCCAACCCAUUUACAUUACACGAAAUUAUUCUGGAGAAAACAAUCUGACAAGUGUCAACAAUUGGUUCAAGCAAUAUGAUGCCCCCUCUUUAUUUUAUUUACACCUGCAAGCUCACAUGGACACAAGGCCUAUGAAUUUAAAUGAUAAAGUAAUUUUUAGAUUUUAUACUUCUCAAUUACAUGAGAUAAUGAAUCUAGGUGUAAAACUUUCUGCAUGUGUAUUAGUGCCUUUUCUGUUGCUGUGAUAUAACAUCAUGUCUAUAUUUGCUUACAAAAGUGUUUAAUUUGUCCCUGGGUUCCAGAGCAAUACAGGAUCACCAUGAAAGUGGCAUGGAAACAAGUGUCAGACAUGGCAGCUAAAGUAGGAAGCUAAAAAUUCAUAUCCUUAACCUGCAGCAUGAAGCAGAAAGUGUAAAUUGGAAAUGGUGUGCAGAUAUAAACUCUCAGGCCAACCACCAGUGAAAUAUUUCUUCCAUCAGGGCAGCAUUUUCUAAAUCUUCAAACAUGAUAUCACAGACUGAGAAUGAUUGAUUCUCUGACUUCAAGCCUACAUGCUUGCUUUCUAUUACAUGAACCAGUUCAUGAUGGAGAAAAACUCUGUAAGCCUCGAGAUGCCUCAGCACCUGUAUUACAGGAAUUAUAAGAGAAAAACAUUCAUGAGUGAAAAUUAGUUUAAAGAUUUGUUUUAAUUUUAAUUAUGCAAUGUCAGUGUGUCUUUGUGUGGGUAUGUGCAUGUGCAUUCUGGUUUCCAAACAGGUUAGACCUUUGGAGUUUUUUGUGUCAAAAAUUACUAGAAGUCAUUAAAAACCUGACCUUGGUCCUGGGAAUAAACUUAUAUUAAGGGCUCA